UUCUUUUUAGGUCGGCAACAUUCUUACAUUUAUUUUUUUAACGUUAAGUGUGUAGCAUGCGGCAAGCAAGUUAAAAUGCCAAAAGAGAACAUCGUUGGACCCAUGUAUCAUCGUGGCAAGUUUAAGUCUUAAGAGCAAGGCCAAGGGCGAUUCUGUGGAAGUGCAAGGAGUUCCAUUUUUUUUCCUCUGUUUCUAAAAAUGGGAAGCUUGAGUACGAUUUUGAGACACCCGGAUGAGUUAUAUCCGCUCUUGAAGUUGAAACUUGCGAUUACGAAAGCUCAGAAGCAGAUCCCACUUGAGCCACACUUAGCUUUCUGUUAUUCAAUGCUCCACAAAGUUUCUAAAAGCUUUUCUCUUGUUAUUCAACAACUUGGCACCGAGCUUCGUAACGCAGUGUGUGUGUUCUACUUGAUUCUCCGAGCUCUUGAUACUGUUGAGGAUGACACAAGCAUUCCAAUGGAAACCAAAGUUCCAAUUCUGAUAGCUUUCCACCGUCACUUAUACGAUGGUGGCUGGCAUUUCUCAUGUGGUACAAAAGAUUACAAAGUUCUAAUGGACCAAUUUCACCAUGUUUCUGCAGCUUUUCUGGAACUUGAAAAAGGGUAUCAAGAGGCUAUUGAAGAUAUAACUAAAAGAAUGGGUGCAGGAAUGGCCAAGUUCAUUUGCAAGGAGGUAGAAACAAUUGAUGACUAUGAUGAAUACUGCCAUUAUGCUGCAGGACUUGUGGGUUUAGGCUUGUCAAAAAUCUUCAUCGCUUCGGAAUUGGAAAUACUGACUCCAGAUUGGAAGCAGAUUUCAAAUUCUACAGGUUUAUUUCUCCAGAAAACAAACAUUAUCAAAGAUUAUCUUGAAGACAUUAAUGAGAUACCAAAAUCGCGUAUGUUUUGGCCUCGUGAGAUUUGGGGGAAAUAUGUUGACAAGCUCGAGGACUUAAAAAAUGAGGAGAAAUCAACACAAGCAGUGCAGUGUCUAAAUGAAAUGGUCACUAAUGCGUUGACUCAUGUUGAAGAUUGUUUGAAAUCAUUGGCUUCAUUGCGUGAUCCUGCAAUAUUUCAGUCUUGUGCCAUCCCUCAGAUCGUGGCGAUUGGAACACUUACAUUAUGCUAUAACAAUGUACAAGUAUUUAGAGGCGCCGUGAGACUGAGACGAGGUCUAAUAGCUAAAGUAAUUGAUCUCACAAAGACUAUGGAUGAUGUCUAUGGUGCGUUCUAUGAUUUUUCUUGCAUGCUACAAACAAAGGUUGACAAGAACGAUCCAAAUGCCAUGAAAACAUUAAACCGACUCGAAACCAUCAAGAAAGUUUGCAAAGAAAAUGGAGUCAUUCACAAAAGAAAAUCUUAUGUUAACGAUGAAACACAGUCCAAGGCUAUCUUUGUUGUAAUGUUUGUGCUUCUACUGGCCAUAGUCGUUGUAUAUAUAUCUCGAAGCAAACCAACGUAAAUGACUCUGAUUGUGUGACUUCAUGAUCUUGGAGUCAUCAUAAACAUAAUUUCUAGCUUCUUUGAAUGUUUGAUCAAAUCUUGAAUUGAUUGUCUAUUCAAGAUUGUUUCCUUACUAAACUUCUGCUAUUUUUCUCCCUUGUCUUUGUUUUUGAUUUCAAAAUUGUCUACGAUUUCAAUUGUCAAAUUUUCUGUUUUUUUUC
Arabidopsis lyrata subsp. lyrata is the source of this 1642-nucleotide messenger RNA. Its product is annotated as inactive squalene synthase 2. Gene Ontology annotation, biological process: farnesyl diphosphate metabolic process; lipid biosynthetic process. Lineage: Eukaryota; Viridiplantae; Streptophyta; Magnoliopsida; Brassicales; Brassicaceae. Gene Ontology annotation, molecular function: squalene synthase [NAD(P)H] activity. The transcript has 14 exons. Bases 199 to 1440 code for a protein of 413 amino acids. The record is from RefSeq and is a predicted model, not a curated record. Gene Ontology annotation, cellular component: endoplasmic reticulum membrane.